Molecule: messenger RNA, 2187 nt
Organism: Protopolystoma xenopodis
Lineage: Eukaryota; Metazoa; Platyhelminthes; Monogenea; Polystomatidea; Polystomatidae
Source: the annotation of a GenBank genome assembly
AUGGACAAAACUGACGUGGCGCGCCAGGCAUGCACCGUACCUGCCACUCGCUGCGCUCAUGUUUCUGUCGAAUUCCUCACCGUUAAGUCGGUGGAAAGCGAGCUUACUUCAUCUAUCCAACGUUUGUCGCCAACUAAUAAAGGUCCCGAGCUCUAUAAACACUACUCUUUGGAUUACAUUGAAUUAUGCCAGUCCAUAAGGACCGAGAGGCAAAUGCUGCAACGUCACCUGUUCCAUUGGCCACCUCGAACCAAAUCGCGCGAGCAUCAACUAAUUCGCUGUCGCUUUCAUUUCCAUCUCUUCCCUCAUCGCAAUUACUAUGAUACUUAUAAAUAUAGCCAGAAGCAGCAGCCCCAUAUUAAUCUUCAUCAGCGUCUUGAGUAUUGGCCGCGAUUUCUUCGUUAUCUUUUACCAUCUGUUCAUUCUACUGAAGACCAGUUUGUUGACCACCUCCCAAUUUAUUAUUCAUUGCUUAAUCAGGCCCUUCAUACCAUCCAAUUCCUUUCACUCUUAUUCUUGCUUCUUUUGCUGGACCAACGCCAAUGCUCUUAUUGCUUCCAAUGCCCUCUCCGCCAGUUCCAAUCAUACUCACCUGUCCACCACGCCACAGACCCUUUCAUUUCUCCCAGCCUGGUUGACUGGAAGCAUUUUUCUUUUGAAAACCCAGUCUCUUUAUACAGCGGACAAAACCUGCAUGUCUUUCCUGUGGCCAAAGGCCCCACCCAUUUUGUAUCAAUCCGAGGUCUUACUUUUCACUCCACUCUCGUCCCAUUCUCAAAUUCUGUCCCACAGUCAUUUCUUUACUGCCACGGAAGUAAAUACCCUGUUUGGCCUUGUCACUUAAAUAUAAAAUUGUCGUUUUAUUUACGAGAUGAGACCAAAUCAUAUGAACAGGACCCCUUUUGUGGUCGAGGCGAGCAGAGCCAAGUGAAAAGCCAACACUUUCCUAUCAACAGGAGUGCUGUCCAUUUAGUUGACAAAUUUCGAAGGUCAUCACAGAAAUGGCGUGGGUCGGCUCCGCUUAUUCUGACACUAGGUGGGCAGAAUCGGAUGAUGGUGAUAAUAAUGGAUUGGAUAAGUAUCUACCUUUUGGAUGGUUUGUCUUCCAUGCGUUGGCAAUAUCGACGGCGGCGGAAGUCGCCAAUCAAAGGAUUUCACUGCUUCUUCCUUCGAUUCCUCUUUGAUCUUAGUCAGCAUAUCGAAAUAGCAGCUAUAAAUCUCUGUGUAUUUUUAAGCCUUUGCUUCAAAGCUUUCCUUAGAGAUAUCCUCUUCGAACAUAUUUGCCACCAUUAUUUGAUCUCUCUUACAAUAUUCCUACUUCAAUCAAUUUACGCUUCCUGUUUCCCUUAUGCCUUGGACUAUUUGUCCUUCUGUUGCUUCCUAUUCAUCUUUUCUUCAUUUCUUAAUUUCCACUUCAAAUCUCGACAUAAGCAAUCUUCUUUCGGAAACUGUUUUCCUUAUUCUCUUCUGUGUUCCUCCAGACUAAGUAACCCACCUCUUUCAAGUUCUCAUUUUCAAGGUAAUAGAUUUAAUAUAACCGGAUUUAUUCAGCGACGUCCGUGCAGUCCUUGCAGAAAUUCGUGGGUUGGAGCGUUAUUUAUUGAUCUACCAAAGCAACUCUUGCAGCAGAGGAAAGUGCAAAAACAAUGGGGCGUUGGAAAUUACCGCCCUGCAAAUCCAUCCUGCCUAUCAAAGCUACUUUUGUUGCUACUUUGGCUGCCUCUCGUCGUCAGCAUGAGCCUCGGCAUACCUUUCGUAGAGGAUGCUACCAAAAGAUCCACUCUGCCGCUGGUCUUAGCCGAGGCUCAAACUUCCUUGCGAGCCAACAAGACUCAGCCAGUUGAAUUCCCGCCAUCACUUUCACAAGACGAAAAUCAUUUGACUAAAUCUAUUAACCAACCACAACUGAUUGCCAAUCCGAUGGAGGGCACCGGUGCUGCUGAGGUUGAUCGUGAGUACGAUUUACCUCAGACUGUAGCUGAGCCUGUAGAUGGUUCCAGUACCAAUCGGCCCGACUUACCCUCCACACGGGCCAGCUUGAUACACACCCGUCCUACCCCCAUGCAGCCAUAUGGACCCUCAACUUUGUUCACUUACAUCGGUGCUGUCGUCGCCUUAGGAAUGCUUAUUGUCACAAUCGCCUUUGUGAGUCACACUCGUUAUGUUGUUAUGUUCGCUUGUAUAUAG